Amphiprion ocellaris (clown anemonefish) is the source of this 1846-nucleotide messenger RNA. It is a transcript of the gene ca14, whose product is annotated as carbonic anhydrase XIV. Gene Ontology annotation, molecular function: carbonate dehydratase activity; zinc ion binding. Lineage: Eukaryota; Metazoa; Chordata; Actinopteri; Pomacentridae. The record is from RefSeq and is a predicted model, not a curated record. Bases 234 to 1412 code for a protein of 392 amino acids. The transcript has 13 exons. Gene Ontology annotation, cellular component: plasma membrane.
CAUCUCUAUGAUUUUUCUCCUUCCAAUCUCUUUUUCCUUUGUGUUUUAAUACUCUGAGUCCGUGUGCUGAGACCUGUUCCUAGUGGAUUCAGCAGCUCUGCGACGUCAACAGAGUCGUGGCAGGUGGGAUCGUUCUCCCCCCUUCCUCUCUCUCCCUCUCUCUCCCCCUUUCACUUGUUCCUCAUCUCUGCUGGCUUUUCAUUCAUUCCUGUGUUUGGGCACAGAGGGUGAACAUGGACUCUGUGGGUCUUUUUAUCCUUCUCAUACUUAUGUUUUUCCAGUUUACAGCCGCUCCCGCUGCUGAGGAAAUCACCUGGACCUACACUGGGUUGGUCGGUCAGUCCGAGUGGUCGGCGUAUUUCCCCGAGUGCGGCGGUACGUCCCAGUCCCCGGUCGACGUGGCAACCACCCAGACCAAAUAUGAUCCCGGGCUGACGGCGGUGACCCCGCUGGGCUACAGUCAGCACGGCAACAAGCCCUUCACGCUGUACAACAACGGACACACAGUGGUCAUCGAGCUGCCGGAGUGGAUGGGUCUGGGGGGGCUGCCGUGGCUCUUUACGGCCGUACAGAUGCACCUCCACUGGGGCAGCGGCGGCCCGAGUCACGGGGGCAGCGAACACACCGUCAACGGACUGAGUGCAGACGCAGAGCUCCAUGUGGUUCACUACAACUCUGAACUCUACCCCAACCUGUCGGCCGCCAUGACGCAGAGAGACGGUUUGGCCGUUUUAGGGAUUCUCAUUGUGACAGGUGAGGAGACAAACCAGGCGUUCAACAGCAUCCUCAACUACCUGAGUCGCAUCAGACACGCAGACCAGAAAGUCUUCAUCCCGGCCUUUGACGUCCAGUCGCUGCUUCCUAAAGAUCUGGGACGCUACUACCGAUACAACGGAUCGCUGACGACGCCGCCCUGCUACCAGAGCGUCAUCUGGACUCUGUUCCAUGAAAGGGUUCAAAUCUCAAAGGCACAGCUGCUGAAGCUGGAGACGAUUCUUUACUCGAGUAAAGCAGAAGAGGCCGACAGGAUGCUGCUGCAGGACAACUACCGAACAACACAACCGCUGAACCACAGAGUCGUCUUCACCUCCUUCUCUGCAGAAUCGUGGAAGGAGUUCUCUUCUGGUGAAGUCACAGCCAUAGUGAUUGGAGUGAUGUGUGGCUGUGUAGGUCUGGCAGUCGUCAUUCGCUUCAUCGUGAAGACGAUACGAUUUUUUAAACUCCUCCACCGUGAAACAGUCGCGGUAAACAGCUCUACCUCUAGCUGGGACGUCCUGCCCAGUAACCGAGCAGCUCCGAUGCCAAGGACAAAGGAGCCGGAGAAAGGACAAGAGAAGAAACAAGACAUGGCUCUGAACUCGACCUCAGAGCCGGAAAAGAAAGAAGAACCGUCGCCUCAGACUGAACCUUAACUCUCUGCUGAUCCACAAAAAACAAAUCUGUCAGAAAAAGCAACAAGAGAAACCACAAUUUCUACAGUUCCUUGGUGUAAAUACGUCAUUUUGCUGGUGAACCUGACUGUAAAUACUCUGUAAAUACAUAUUUUAUUGUUUAUCUGAAGCACAAGCACUCUGCACUACAUAACUCGUUUACUGGUGGAUUAAUAAUCACUGAUUUUUUUCCCGUUAAGACGGAAACAAACUAGAGAACCUGGCAUUAAAGCAAGUGUCUGAUUUGUACAUACGGAUGCUGUCCAGACGUUCAAACUCAUCAGGAUGAGUUUUAUUUAUGUACAUUAUUGUGGUUAUUGUGUUGAAAAGAGGAUUUGAGCUGCUACAUAUCAUGUGGGUCGACUGAUCGUUUUGUUCUUGUAUCUAACUCGUCACAUUAAAACACUUGAAUGUCA